CAAAAGAGAUGAGAGUACCGGACUCGCCCUCUUGUAAUAUUUAUAUAAGGAGGCCAUAAGGACUCAUGAGAGAAGCAUGAGAAGAGUUGGGGGAGAUAGAUGGAAUUACUUCUCAGUCUUUGCUUCUUUCUUCUCUUCUCAUCAGUGGCUCCAACAAGGGAGGUUUCCUUCACCUCUAAUUGCUCUGCUCAGUUUGAGGCCAUACGCGCCACCCUCAACUCCUCCGGCGUCCACCUCCCUCUACACCACCGUCAGAGCCCCUGCUCUUCUUCAGCGUCACUCCACUCCGAUCUCCCCUUCUCCUUUCUUCUUCACCACGACGCCCGCCGCGUCUCCUACCUCUCCCACCGUCUCACCGCCGGCCGGCCAGUCUCCCUCCCCCUCUCCCAAGGCUCCUCCCUCGGCGUCGGCAACUACGUCGCCAGAAUCCUCAUUGGUACUCCGGCGAAACCAUUCACCGUCAUCGUCGACACCGGAAGCUCACUCUCUUGGCUACAAUGCCUUCCCUGCAAAGUCUCCUGCCAUGCUCAGGUGGGGGCUCUCUUCAAUCCUGCUGCCUCUUCUACAUAUGCUCAAGUCCCCUGUUCUGCCUCCGCUUGCUCUGAUCUCUCCUCCGCCACUCUGAAUCCGUCCUCCUGUACCCGCUCCGGUUACUGUGUCUAUGCGGCUACUUAUGGAGACUCAUCCUUCUCCGUUGGCUACCUCUCUCAGGACACCCUCGCACUCUCCCCUGCUUCCAUCCACGGCUUCGUCUUCGGUUGCGGACAGGACAACGAAGGUCUCUUCGGCAGAUCCGACGGCCUCAUCGGCCUCGCUAAGGACCGCCUCUCCUUUCUCAGCCAGCUCUCUACAAUCUAUGGUAACUCCUUCUCCUACUGCCUGCCUUCGACCGCCGGCACCGGCUACCUCUCCUUCGGCUCCUACACUCCUGCAAACCUCGCCUUCACCCCCAUGGUCUCCUCCUCCCUCGACAAGUCUCUCUAUUUCUUGAAGCUAACAGGUAUAACAGUCCAAAGCCGGAGUCUUUCCGUCUCCGCAUCGGUGUACGCCGGCACGCCGACGAUCAUCGAUUCAGGGACGGUAAUCACGCGGCUGCCGGAUGAGAUCUAUGCGGCGUUGAGUAAGGCGGUGGUGACGGCAAUCGGAAAGAAGAGGCGGCGGGCGGCAGCGUACUCAAUCUUAGACACGUGUUAUGUGGGGAGUGGGGUGGGGAUGGCCGUGCCGGACGUGCAGUUAGUAUUCGCCGGAGGGGCGGUGUUGAAGCUGCCGUCGAGAAAUGUGAUGGUGGAUGUGGAGAAGGGGAGGACUUGUUUGGCUUUUGCAGCGGCGGGAGGAGUGGCGAUUAUUGGGAAUAGGCAGCAGGAGGGAUUUAAGGUGGUGUAUGAUGUGGGGAAGGGGAGGAUUGGGUUCUCCGCCGGCGAGUGCGGGUGAGAAUUUGGGGCUGAUAUUGGAUUGGAGGGUGGAGCUGUAAAUAGCCAAUUACCUCGUAAGUUCAUAGGUACGGUGCCGCACUCUGCAAUAAUUGGGAUGAAUAUUAUUAAAUUUAUUUUUAUUAAAUAAAAUUAGGAGUGGCUCAUCACAAUCGUUUAGAGUGGAUUGCAAGGUUGAAGUGGGUGCUUUGUGUGUAAUUAGUAGGGUGAUAGAUUGGGGGUAUAAUUGUAAGUGGAUGAAUUUGUGAUUUUUAUUGAAUUAAAAAUGGAAAUGUUAUUUACAUUUUUUUUAAUUAAGAUAUUUUGAUGUUAUAAAGAAACUGAAUAUCAUAAGAAAA
This is a messenger RNA of Dendrobium catenatum, 1768 nucleotides long. Its product is annotated as aspartyl protease family protein At5g10770. The transcript is spliced from 3 exons. Gene Ontology annotation, biological process: proteolysis. The record is from RefSeq and is a predicted model, not a curated record. Gene Ontology annotation, molecular function: aspartic-type endopeptidase activity. Lineage: Eukaryota; Viridiplantae; Streptophyta; Magnoliopsida; Asparagales; Orchidaceae. The coding region runs from base 100 to 1431 and encodes 443 amino acids.